AUGGCUUUGCACUCAAAUGCAAAACCAUCAAGUAUAGCGAAACAAGAAGUAAAGCAAUUCUCUGUUUCUCCCAGAACCUCGCUUCACUGCUUUACUAGUUUGGGAACUUGGACAGAAAUGGAACCAAAAUUUAUGUGCUUUACAAAAGAAUCUCUCACGAGAUCAGAUGUGCAGCGUAACUUAGAGAUACCUAACGCUGCGUCUUUCUUGCAACCCGAGAAUGAGAUCAUGGUUGUACGUGACCAAGCUGGAACCACGUAUCAGUUUAUAGCAUCAGAGAGGAAAGGAGGGCGAAAGGCUCUGACGCGCGACUGGCAUGACUUUGCCGUGGCAAAGAAUCUUCAAGUUGGUGACUCUCUGAGAAUUUAUUGGUCAGGGAAUGAGAAUGAAUAUGUGGUGCAGUUAGGCACCAAACUCUUUGGAGAUCACAUAGUUUGGCUACAAGAAUAA
Molecule: messenger RNA, 450 nt
Organism: Ilex paraguariensis (yerba mate)
Lineage: Eukaryota; Viridiplantae; Streptophyta; Magnoliopsida; Aquifoliales; Aquifoliaceae
Source: the annotation of a GenBank genome assembly